Messenger RNA from Erpetoichthys calabaricus (reedfish), 2159 nucleotides. It is a transcript of the gene xrcc6, whose product is annotated as X-ray repair complementing defective repair in Chinese hamster cells 6. Gene Ontology annotation, cellular component: nucleus; Ku70:Ku80 complex. Bases 162 to 1973 code for a protein of 603 amino acids. The record is from RefSeq and is a predicted model, not a curated record. Lineage: Eukaryota; Metazoa; Chordata; Cladistia; Polypteriformes; Polypteridae. Gene Ontology annotation, biological process: cellular response to gamma radiation; double-strand break repair via nonhomologous end joining; telomere maintenance. The transcript has 13 exons. Gene Ontology annotation, molecular function: telomeric repeat DNA binding; double-stranded DNA binding; DNA helicase activity.
GACCGACCAUGCGAAUGACGUAACAAGGCGACCAUGCUGCACCGCAGGAUGCAUGCAAGUAGAAACUAAGAGGCUAAGUGCUGCUCGAAAAAGAAGAACUUAACUAUUUGUGAAACUCUAGCCUUCCACGGAUUAUUCAUAGAGUUUUAUUUGUAGACGCUAUGGCUGAGUGGGGAGAAUACUAUCAAAAUGAAGAUGAUCCAGAACAGGAGGAAGGAGAGGCACCCCAAGAGUGGAAGUACACUGGCAGGGACAGCUUGAUCUUUCUAGUGGAUGCUUCAGAGUCCAUGUUUCAGUGUAUGGAGGAGGAUGAGCAAAGCCCUUUUAAGAUGACCUUGCAGUGUAUACGCAGUGUCUACACCAGCAAGAUUAUCAGCAGCGAAUAUGACCUGUUGGCAUUAGUGUUUUAUGCAUCUAGAGAACAACAUGGCACUUUCAAGCAUGUCUAUGUCUUCCACAACUUGGACACCCCAGGUGCCCGUAGAGUCCUGGACUUGGACAACCUUCAGAAGAAGGGUCAGAAGGGUUUCGAUGAGUUGAUUGGCAGCAGUGCUCAGUUCUCUCUUGGGGAGGCACUGUGGACCUGUUCAAACCUCUUCAGUGAUGUAAAGCUGAGGCUCAGUCACAAGCGUGUCAUGCUUUUCACAAAUGAAGACAACCCGCAUGCAGGAAAUGGCGAAUUAGCCAGACAGGCUCGCACUAAGGCCAGUGACCUGCGGGAAACAGGUGUGGUCCUAGACCUGAUACACCUUAGAAAGCCUGGGGGCUUUGAUGUGUCCCUUUUUUUCAGGGACAUAGUAACUUCUGUUGAGGAUGAAGACUUGAAGCUGCAGAUAGAGCCCUCCUCAAAACUUGAUGAUCUGUUGAGGAGGGUCCGUGGUAAAGAAUUAAAAAAAAGAGCACAGGCUAGGUUGAAGCUGACCCUUGGAAGUGGUGUCUCCUUGGCGGUGGGGGUUUACAUAAUGGUACGCAGUGCCACUAAGCCAUCUCCUAUUCAGCUGUACCGUGAAACGAAUGAACCAAUCAGAACUAAAACGCGCUUGUUUAAUGGUGAGACUGGCAGCUUGCUGUUACCCAGUGAUACAAAGAAAGUGCAGGUAUAUGGAAAAAGGCAAAUUGUUUUGGAGAAGGAGGAGGUGGAAGAGUUGAAGAAGUUUGAUGAUGCAGGUCUUGUUCUGAUUGGAUUCAAGCCAUUAGACAAGCUGAAGAAGCACCAGCAUAUUCGACCUGCACAGUUCAUCUACCCUGAGGAAUCUCAGAUCACAGGAAGCUCAAAGCUGUUCACAGCUCUUCUAAUCAAGUGUCUAGAGAGGCAGGUGUUUGCUUUGUGUCGUUACACCCCACGUCGUAACACCCCGCCACGUUUUGUCGCUCUUGUUCCACAGUCGGAAGAGCUGGAUGAACAUAAGGUGCAGGUCACUCCCCCUGGGUUUCACCUGAUUUUCCUUCCUUAUGCUGAUGAUAUUCGCAAAUUGGAUUACCCAGAAAAGGUCGAAGCCAAUCAGGAUCAAGUGGAUGUAAUGAAGAAAAUUGUGCAAAAACUUCGCUUCUCUUACAGGAGUGAUGCUUUUGAAAAUCCAGUCAUCCAGAAACAUUUCAGGAACCUUGAAGCUCUUGCACUGGAUUUGAUGGAGCCCGAGCCUAUUGAGGACCACACUUUACCAAAGGUGGAAAUGAUAGACAAAAGACUGGGGUCACUUGUGGAUGAGUUCAAAGAGCAGGUGUACCCUCCAGACUACAAUCCAGAAGGCAAAGGGACACAACAGAAACGAAAAACUGAGGGGAGCGGUGCAACAGAGAAAAAGCAGCGCAUGGAAAUAUCGGAAGCAGAAUUACGAGCCCAUGUAACAAAAGGCACCUUGGGAAAGCUGACUGUUCCUGUCUUGAAAGACGCCUGCAGGCAACUGGGUAUCCGCUCGGGGACAAAGAAACAGGAACUCAUGGAUGCUCUGACUGCUUACUUCAACAAUUGAAAUACUUUAAAAAAGAUAAGUAGUUAAAUGGCGAUUGUUCUAGUUUACUGUGCUUGUUCAGCCGGUUCAGAAUUACAGGGCAUUGCUAAUUUACAUAAUCAUGUUAAAUCUUAGUUUGCAAUUCUUUUUUUAAGUGAACAACUAUGUUGCACUACAUUUUUCAAUAAAAGAAUUUUGCACCUGCAA